CUUCGACCAUGAUAAGAACGAACAACUAGGGUUUUCGACGGUUCUCUCACGCAACACCCAAUUUGGACAUAUUCAACGUUUGGUUUUGGUUAAAGCAUCCAAUUUUCUGAAUUUCUUGUGUAAAUAGUCUUGUUUCGUCUUGAGAAUGUCCGAGGAAGAAUCGAUAUUUGACUCAUCGCUAAAGAAGAAGAAAAAGAAAAAGAAGACCCCUUUUGCCAUUGAUGCAGCUUUGGCGGAAGGCGGAGAUUCGGGAGACACUAAUGAAGGUAUGAGAGACAAGGAAAACCAGGAGCCAGAAGCUUUUAAUGCUGACGACGAUGAGACGUUAGAUCUAGAAUCAUUUGGAAAGAAAAAGAAGAAAAAGAAAAAGAAGUUCAAUCUUGAUGAACUCGAUGCAGCCUUGCCGGAUUUGCAACAAGAGGAUGUAUCAGAACCACAACUGGAGGAUCCGACAGUGGAUGAUAAUUUAGAUUUGGAUAUGGAUUUCUCCAAGACAAAGAAAAAGAAAAAGAAAAAAAAGGACCUUGAGGAAUUAAUCAACGAAGAAGAGAAGAAGGAAAUUGACGAUACUGAUAAUGUGGAGGAAACUAAUCAGUGGAUUGGAUCAGAUAGAGAUUAUACGUAUGAUGAGCUUCUUUUAAGAGUUUUUAAUAUUAUGAGGGAAAAGAAUCCUGAUAUGGUGGCCGGAAAAAAACAGAAGUUUGUGAUGAGACCACCGCAAGUAGUGCGCAUCGGCACGAAGAAGACAUCGUUUGCAAAUUUUACUGAGAUGGAGUUUGAACACCAACACCGACAUCUGUCAUUAAACUUCACGAGAGCGACCAACCUGCAAGCCUCUGAAUCUUAUAGAAGGGAAGUGGUAGCGAAAAUCAAAUAUGUGGCGAUCGAGUUGAUUUCCUCUAUUUGAAUAGGCUUGGGUUAA
This is a messenger RNA of Belonocnema kinseyi, 922 nucleotides long. RefSeq names its product eukaryotic translation initiation factor 2 subunit 2-like. The record is from RefSeq and is a predicted model, not a curated record. Gene Ontology annotation, biological process: translational initiation. Lineage: Eukaryota; Metazoa; Arthropoda; Insecta; Hymenoptera; Cynipidae. The transcript is spliced from 5 exons. Gene Ontology annotation, molecular function: translation initiation factor activity. Bases 146 to 907 code for a protein of 253 amino acids.